AUGCACUACGUAACGGCAAUUUCCAACGAGAUGGCCGGUGAAGGAGGAGCAUUGUCGUUUUCGGUGGCGACGGUAGUUGAGGAUGUACUGCAACAACAUGAUGAUAGAUUCCAAGGCCUUGAUUUGGAGUCCAGGAAAGCUAAAGAAGCCGCGUCAAGAAGGUACGAAGCUGCGGGGUUGUUGGGAAAGAUGGUAGGAGUGGUAGCAGCUAAAGAUUUGCCCAACAAAUUUUUAUGUGAGUGA
Messenger RNA from Dovyalis caffra, 243 nucleotides. The record is from the annotation of a GenBank genome assembly. Lineage: Eukaryota; Viridiplantae; Streptophyta; Magnoliopsida; Malpighiales; Salicaceae.